Messenger RNA from Symbiodinium sp. CCMP2592, 1455 nucleotides. The record is from the annotation of a GenBank genome assembly. NCBI's taxonomy places the organism in Eukaryota, Dinophyceae, Suessiales, Symbiodiniaceae.
AUGCACGAUGCCGUCGACACGGCCUACAAGGCCUGGACAGAGCGCACUUGCGACGACAAUGCGAUUGUGGAGAUGCCGGGAGCUCUUCAGCGCUUCGUGGAGAGGAUGCGGCCGCCCUACGCUGUGGAGGCUUUAAGUUCCGCGUGGAUCCUGCGUGCGUGGUUUACACCGGAGCACCAGCGGGAGUACGAAGCCGUGCAGCGUGUCAUAAGCCGCUUCACGGAGAUCUACGAGAACACCGAGCAGUAUUGGAUUCGCAAACUGGAUGGAGCAGCCACGCGCAUGGAGCGAACUCAGGAGCAACUCGAGAAAGCCCUGGAAAGUGCAGAUAUGCGCGUGGCUGCCGCCCCGGGGGUUUGUAUCAACACCCUGCAACUAGGCUUCGAGAAGAAUGGGGGAUAUGGGUGCUUCAGGGAGCAAGUCCGACGGGCUGACCUUUGGCACACGGUGCAAUGUCCCCGUGGGGCUCAAUGGUCAUGGAAGACAGCCAUCAAUGUCGAAUGGCUUUACCAGAGCCGCUACUUGCUACAGGACCUGCUUGGGGUCGCUCCGAAUGCCGUUCUCCCGAGUGUCAAACUCCGAGCUGCAGUUCGCCGAUGCCUCGAGACCCCGGAGCUGAGGAUGUCCAAACACGGCAUGGACGUGGAAACUUACACGGAUGGCAUCGACCAGAGGGUCCGUGUCCUGAUGUCGCAACUUCGGGACUUGAAGAAGGACGAUAAGUAUUUCCCGGCAAUGAGGAAAGCCAGCUUGGAGGAAAAGGAAGGUCUGGACAAGUUGCUGACCUUCUUGCAGGACCCUGCAAGUGCGAAAAAAACUCAGAAAGCCGAGGCGAGCCAACCUUCGACUUCCUCAGCUUCUGCCUCCACGGCUUUGGUACUGUGGCAGCCGCCAAAGGACCAGGCAGCAGGCAGCUCGGUCUUCAGUAGAAUCCUCGCGAAAAAGGGCAGCGAGGAAUCUGAGUUUCGAGCAGACCCGCCUAAAGCUUCGCCGAGCAAAAGGCUUCGAGCUUCGCAGCCUUUUCGUGUGCGAGCUCUUUGUUCUCCUCGGAAGAACCAGGCUUCGCCUCGGAAGCAGGCUUCGCCUCGGGAGGCGGCCUUGUCCGACGUGCUGGACAGUGAGGCGGCGAAGGCCGUAGAUGAAGCUUUGGUGUCUUCGCCUACGAAGAAGAGGGCCUUGAAGAAACCAGCUGCUGCUUUCAAGAAACCAGCUGCUGCUACAAAGAAAAAGACCAAAAAAGCGCCGAAAACGGAGGAGGCUGCCACCGAGGAGGGAGAGAAAAAGAAGUUUAAAACUACCUUCAAGCACAGAAAAACGAGCCAGGCCUACCACCGGGAAAAGUGCCUUCAAGAGCGACUGGGCUUGUCUCCGCAGUCAGCGAAAAAGAAAGCCAGAGAGAAGAUGCGGGAAGUGGCCGCCCUCAUCGAUUCUGGCAAGCUCGUCGAGACUGACUGA